This is a messenger RNA of Chironomus riparius, 1044 nucleotides long. NCBI's taxonomy places the organism in Eukaryota, Metazoa, Arthropoda, Insecta, Diptera, Chironomidae. The record is from the annotation of a GenBank genome assembly.
AGAACAUUCAGUCUUUCAGUGGAAUUUCAGUUUAUAUUAUUGAGAAGUAACAAAAAAAAAUGUCAUCCUCAGACGAUAACAAGUACAUUCUAGAAGAUCACAAUUAUGGAAAGAACGGAGUGAAAAUUUUACAUCUCGUUAGAAAUGGUCUCGUUCAUAUUGUAAAGGAGCUUGAAGUGUCAACACGUCUCACACUAUCUUCACAAAAAGAUUAUCUGCAAGGUGACAAUUCUGACAUCAUUGCUACUGACUCGCAGAAAAAUAUAGUGUACUUGCUAGCAAAGAAGUAUGGCAUAAAGUCACCAGAGGAUUUUGGAAUCUUGCUGUGCAAUCAUUUUAUGUCCAAAUACGAACAUGUGCUAAAAGUUUCUAUACGCGUUGAAGAACUCAUGUGGAAUCGAGUGAAUUAUGGUGAUCAUGCAAAUGUCAAGUUGCAUAACCAUGCAUUCGUUCAUACUCCUAUGUGUACACGAUCUGCAAGUGUCGUUCUUAAAAAAUAUGAAAAAUAUCCAGUCAUAAUUAGUGGCAUUAAGAAUUUGCGUGUCUUGAAGACAACAAAAAGUUCAUUUGUUAAUUUUAUUAAUGACGAAUACCGCACACUUCCCGAUGCCGAUGAUAGAAUUUUCAGCACAAUCGUUGACUGCUCGUGGGUUUAUUGUUCUAAUCCACAAAUAGAUUAUGAUAAAGCAUGGGAACUUGUCAAGUACUGCGUUCUCAAUAAUUUUGCUGGAGAUUUAGAUCAAGGAAUACCAUCUCCAAGUGUUCAAAAUACACUUUAUAUUACUGAAAAGGAUGUUUUGGAAAAGAUUCAGCAAAUAAGUUCUAUUGAAAUGACGUUGCCAAAUAAGCAUUAUGUCAGUGUUGAUUUUUCGAAAUUUAAGAAUCUUGUUCGGGAUGAUGAACAAACAGUAUAUUUGCCAAUGGAUAAGCCAUCAGGUGUGAUUUAUGCCAAGCUAGAUAGAAAAAAUAUUACAAAUAAAUUGUAGGUGAAUACCUUAAAUAUUAGAAAGUGAAUAAAAAUUUCCAUGGUAUUAAAUGCAACAU